AUGACAAAGCCUCCUGCUACUACAGUUGCACCACCUGGCUCAACUACUGCAUCCUUACAUACAAACCCCACUUCCACAACUACAUCUCCAGCUAACAUUUUGGAUAGAUCAACCACAUCACCCGACACAACUGCUACACCUUCAGAUCUUACAAAUCAACCCAGAUCAACAGACCCAGCAGCCCUAAUAUCAGUCUCAACUGCCUCCAGUACCAGUUCAGAACCCACUACUACCGGUAUACCAUCAUAUGCCAGGACAACACACACUGACUCAACGCCCACAACAAAAAACAAAAUGCCAUCCUUCACAACUUCUGUUUCUUCUACAACUGCCUCAGCUACAUCUGCAGCCACACCAUCCACAAACACAAAUAUUUCCUCUGCCCCAACAACCACAAAUAUUAAUACUGCCUUCACAACGAUAACAGACAUUUUAGCACAUACAACUCACAAACCCAUGACAAAAUCUCCUGCCGUGACACUUGUAACUUCUGCUUCAACUGCUACAUCCCCACAUACAAGCUCCACUUCAACAGCUACAUCUCUAACCACCAUUUUGGAUAUAUCAUCCACAUCAGACCACACAACAACUACUACAGCUUCAGCUCUUUCAAAUGAACCCAAGUCAACAGGUCCAGCAGUUAAAACUUCUGCCUUCACUAUCACCAGUACCAGUUUAGAACCCACAACAUCAGCGAUACCCUCACCUGCCAGGACAACACACACUGAAUCAGGUUUCACAACUAAAGAUAAAGUUUCAUCCUCCAUAGGUUCUGUUUCCUCUACCACUCCAUCAGCUACAUCAACAGCCACAGAGUCCACGACCACAAAUGUUUCUUCUUCUCCAGUAACCACUGAUAUUAAUACUGCCUCCAUAAAAAAAUCAUCUGCUGCUAUACGUCCACCUUCUGGCUCAACUGCGACACCUCCACACACAAGCUCCACUUCUAAAGCUACAUCUCAAGUCACCAUUAUGAAUAGUUCAACCUCAUUAGCCCAAACAAAAACUACUAUAGCUUCCACUACUACUAAUGAACCCAAAUCAACAGACCCAGCUGCCAUAAAUUCAGUCUUUACCACCACCAGUUCCGGAUUAGAACCCACAACUACAGGUGUACCCUCAAAUACCAGGACAACACACCCUGAUUCAGGGCCUACAACUAAAGACAAAACAUCAUCCUCCACAGCUUUGGUUUCCUCUACAACUGCCUUAGCUACGCCCUGCAACUGCCAAACCUACAACAAGUACUGCCACUACUCUUGCAUAUUCAUCUACAACUACAGAUUUCACAAAUCACACAGCCGCAAAACUUCCUUCCACUCCCACAACCACUGGUAUCACAACAACCCCCACAACCUCAAAAGUUACUUUAAGUCCUCUGACAAGUUACACAACUUCAGUCCAUGGGACUAG
Anguilla anguilla (European eel) is the source of this 1413-nucleotide messenger RNA. RefSeq names its product mucin-5AC-like. NCBI's taxonomy places the organism in Eukaryota, Metazoa, Chordata, Actinopteri, Anguilliformes, Anguillidae. The transcript is spliced from 2 exons. The record is from RefSeq and is a predicted model, not a curated record. The coding region runs from base 1 to 1413 and encodes 470 amino acids.